Molecule: messenger RNA, 1935 nt
Organism: Saxophila tyrrhenica
Lineage: Eukaryota; Fungi; Ascomycota; Dothideomycetes; Mycosphaerellales; Extremaceae
Exons: 2
Coding region: 1-1935 (644 amino acids)
Biological process (GO): protein maturation
Cellular component (GO): cytoplasm
Molecular function (GO): beta-aspartyl-peptidase activity; asparaginase activity; threonine-type endopeptidase activity
Source: RefSeq, a predicted model, not a curated record
AUGUUCUCCCCGCGAAGAGGGAGGAAGAACAACACCAGCGAGAUUGCGUGCAUCUUCGUCCAUGCCGGCGCAGGCUACCACAGCAUCCAGAACGAGCACGUGCAUCUGGCCGCCUGUAAUGAGUAUGCCAUACCCAAACAGCAUGACGCGAAGAUUGCUGACUGUACUGCCAGUGCCGCCAGGACCGCGAUGAGAUGCUUGCAGAACGGUGGCUCGGCUGUGGAUGCGGUGGAGUUGGCAGUGAGGAUAUUGGAGGACCGCGAGAUCACGAAUGCAGGUUACGGCAGCAACCUUGCAGUGGACGGCGUCGUUGAAUGCGAUGCGGUGGUUGUGGAUCAUAAUGGACGCAGCGGUGGAGCGGGAGCUGUUGCUCAAAUCAAGAAUCCCAUCUCGCUGGCACGCCUGCUUCUUGACCAUUCUGGGCAGCCUCUAUCCCUCCGACGCGUCCCACCAAAUUUCCUGGUUGGACAAGGUGCGACAGACUUUGCGUUCGAGCACGGAAUGUCGAUCAUGCCUCUCGACUCCCUGGUGUCUCCAGCCGCAAGAGAGCGUUGGCGUCAGUGGCGAGACGACCUCGAGCGAGCGGAGCACAACAGGCGUCGUGAGGAUGCUGCGCGAUAUGGCAUGUCUCCUCCACCUUCGCAAUCAGAUCUCGUCCAAUACUAUGCUCAGCAGAGCGAAACCGAACAAGCGAGGAGGACUCACACAAAAGCGAUGAGGUCAGCCCUCAGCAACGAAGCACAGCCUGUGUCUCCACCGCCCUCGGAUCCAAGAGAGGUGCCGGAAGACUCCUCAUCAGCAUCACAUUCUAACUCUUCCAGCUCCAUGCUCGCAAAACCAUCGAGCAACACCACCCCCGACCAUCAGCGAGAAGCUGUCGACCCCACAGGACCUUCCGGCUUUUUCAUGAAUCCAUCCGUGAACCCGUCCUCGAACAGCAGUCAGAAGAUUUCUACAACUCCAAUUGGUCUGCUGGGGUCCAACAGGAACUCUAACGGAGGCUUUCUGGACGAUGAAUGGUAUGGUCCUGAGCUUGAGUUCGACUUUGAUGAGCCACGGACUCCACCAUAUGAGCAUUCGGGAGUACCUUUACACGCCCAAAGCUGGCAUGAUGGCUCCUCAGGCUCAGGCUCCAACUUUACUACUAUCAACAUGAAAAGCCCGCGGCACGCGCGUGGUCCUAGCCGUGCCGACAGAGGCGGUCUCCACGAUGCUACUCUGUUCCCGCUUCCAGGUCCGCCACCUGACGCAGACAUGGAUCUCACCACGCCGAAAGCUCAGCCUUUCUCAGACGAUAGCCAAAAUAGCCCCCCGCUUCCUCACAAGCCAGAGCUUUCGGAAGACGCGCAACUAGAUGGCGGCGAUCACGUCACAGACACAGUCGGUGCCAUCGCCAUCGAUCUGUACGGCAACAUCGCAUGUGGUGCGUCCUCUGGCGGCAUCGGCAUGAAACACCGCGGUCGCGUUGGGCCAGCAGCACUCGUCGGCGUAGGCGCAGCUAUCAAGCCAGAAGAUCCAGAUGACGUCGAACACACCAGCGUCGCCACCGUCACCAGCGGCACCGGCGAGCACAUGAGCACCACGACAGCGGCUAGCGUCUGCUCCGAGCGCAUCUACCACAACUUCCGCAAGCUGCCCGGCGGUAGGUACGGCGACUGCAUGGAGGAAGAGGCGAUCAAGGGCUUCAUCCAGAAGGACUUCAUGGGCCAUCCGAGCGUCACUCAAUCGCACUCCGCCGGCGCCAUCGGCGUGCUGUCGGUGAAGAAGACGAAGGAUGGCGCCUACCUCUUCUACGGCCAUAACACCGACUCGUUUGCGAUAGCGUCGAUGCAUUCGAACGAGGCGCAGCCGGUGUGCACGAUGAGCCGGAACAAGGGCAAUGGGCAUGUUGCUCAAGGUGGGAGGUCGAUCAGGAAUAUGAAGAGGAAGGCAUGA